AUGGAUAGCCUAUGUUUAUAUAUUGCUGGCAUCGGCCACGUGAACUCAUUCGGUUUAAUUUACAAAGAUUUUAUAGUCGAGACCCACUCGAACGCAAAAUUACUUACUACUGCCCACGGAAUAUUUUCCAUGAUGUUAGCCAUUGGAGGUUUAAUAGUAAAUAUAUUAUCUAAGAGAUAUUCUUUAAGAUUAGGAGGUCUCAUUGGCGCUAUCCUUAUGACUACUGGAUCAUUUUUAACAAUAAUAAUAACCAACACCAAUCAGCUUCCGUUUACGUUUGGCUUGCUUCAAGGAAUUGGUUUUGGAAUGAUAACUCCCGUGUGUUACGCAACAAUUAACCAUUACUUCGUGAGAAGGAGAACUCAAGUAAUGAGUUUGAUUAAAGCAAUACAAGGAAUUAUUCUAAUUUGGUAUCCGCAGCUAAUAAAACUUACAUUGACGUUUUACGGAUUUAGAGAAACUUUACUCAUAAUCAGUGGAAUAUCGUUACAUUCAUUCCCAGGAAUGGUUGCUAUGGUAACGAGGAAUUGUAAUAAAGAAAAAACAUGUUUACUAGUUGUAGAUGAAACAAGAGAAAAGGGUGGAAAAGGACUGGAAAGUGUCGAUCUAUUAGAGGAGCAUAAAACAAAUGAAAUCUCGCCUCGAGCAAGCAACACAAGCGACAGGAAGAAGUCAAUAACGAUAUUUGGAAUAGAUUUAUACUUCCAUAACAUUUUUUUUUACAGAAAUUAUCUUUUAGAGAUAUUGAACAUAAGGAUAUUGAGGGAUCCGAUCUUUAACAAUAUUUGUGUCGGACUAAGUUUUGUUAACUUUUCCGAUUUAAUGUUUUUUAUGUUGUAUCCAUUGCUUUUAUACCAAUAUGGGUUUGAUAUGAGUGAAGUGGCGGUAUGUAUAUCAAUCAACGCAGGCGCCGAUGUUGCAGGGCGUUUUGGUCUCGCGUUUAUAAGCAGUGCUAUCAAUGUAAAUACAAGAUUACUCUUUUUCGUCGCCACGUUUUUUACAAUGUUAGCUAGAAUAGUAAUACUUCAAGUUCGUCAGUUCGUGUGGAUAGCAGUAAUGACAAGUUUAUUGGGUGUACUUCGCGCGUUGUUGCACAUCACUAGUCCCCUUGUCAUCUCCAAUCACGUGAACUAUCAAGACUUUACUGAAUCCUACGCUUUGUUCAUGCUUUCAUCUGGUCUAGUCAAUGUGAUUUUCUCCCCACUUAUUGGCUUGCUGAAGGACAUUUAUCGAGAUUACAUACCAGCUUUUUAUGCCUUAACGCUAUGCUGUCUACCGUGUUUAAUUCUGUGGACCAUUGAAUUUUAUAUGAUUAAGGUUAAAAAUAAAAACUGAAUUGUUAAAAUAAA
Molecule: messenger RNA, 1349 nt
Organism: Melitaea cinxia (Glanville fritillary)
Lineage: Eukaryota; Metazoa; Arthropoda; Insecta; Lepidoptera; Nymphalidae
Product: monocarboxylate transporter 12-B-like
Exons: 8
Coding region: 1-1335 (444 amino acids)
Biological process (GO): monocarboxylic acid transport; transmembrane transport
Molecular function (GO): monocarboxylic acid transmembrane transporter activity
Source: RefSeq, a predicted model, not a curated record